ACCACCAUUCAACAACGCACACAUACUUUCAGAAACCAGCAAGAAAGAGCACACACACACAAAGGAAAGGGAAGAUGGCAGGCAUUUGGAUUUGGAUGCUGAUGAUGGCUAUGGUGGCUGGAAACCAUGCUGCUGUUUUCGAUGUUAAGAGUUAUGGUGCCAAGGCCGACGGCAAGUCCGAUGAUAGCAAGGCGAUCCUGGAUGCCUGGAAAGCGGCGUGCAAUUCGGGGCAGGCGAGCAAUGUUUUGAUCCCAAAAGGAACCUAUAUGGUUGGUUCGAUGAUAAUGGAGGGUCCCUGUAAAGCUCCGAUUACAAUCGAAGCGAAUAAAGCCCGAUUCGUUGCCCCGAUUAACCCGAACCAAUUGAGGGCGCGUAAUGGUUGGAUCAACUUCGUAGGCAUAGACAGGUUUGGCCUCCAAGGAGGAAGGUUUGAUGGGCAAGGAGAGCUCGCCUGGCACCAGAACAACUGUGUGGGAACAGGAAAAUGUGGUUCCAUGCCUAUUAAUUUGAGCUUCAACAGAAUCACCAACGCUCUGAUCCACUCCAUCACAUCCUACGAUAGCAAGCAAUACCACAUUGACGUGUUGAGCUGCAAGAACGUGACAUUCCGAAGCAUCAGAAUCUCGGCUCCAGACCAAAGCCUGAACACGGACGGCAUACACAUCGUGCGUUCGAGCGGGAUCAACGUGACCGAGGCUGACAUAAAAACUGGCGACGACUGUGUGUCCGUGGGCGACGGCAGCCAACAGGUGAACAUAGAGAAAGUGAAGUGCGGGCCGGGCCACGGCAUCGCCAUCGGAAGCCUGGGCAAGUACAACAACGAAGAACCAGUGGUUGGAGUAACAGUGAAGAAUUGCACCAUCACCCACACUAUGAGUGGAGUGAGGGUGGAGACAUGGCCUGCUUCUCCUUCAGAGGGUGUAGCACGUGACUUGCACUUUCAGAACAUCGUCAUGAACAACGUUAGCACACCUAUUUCGAUCGAUCAAGAAUAUUGCCCUUACAAGUGCGACAAAAAGGUGCCGUCGCGUGUUAAGAUCAGUGACGUCAGUUUCGACGAUAUUCGGGGAACAUCGGCAAGCAAAGUGGCAGUGAGGCUUCGAUGCAGCAGUGCGAGUCCAUGCGAGAAUGUGGGGUUGAGUAACAUAAAUCUGGCCUAUCAUGGAAGCGAUGGAAAAGCCACAUCUGAAUGUGCCAAUGUGAAGCCAAAAGUGACAGGGCAGCUGUUCCCUCCAGCUUGUGCAGUUUCCUCUGCUUGAAUCAAUAAUCGUACACCGAUUGCAUGAUGAGUUGGUUGGUGUGAGACUCUGUGUCUAGUUAUUUUGCUGUUCAUUCUUCUGGUUUUACAAAUAGUUUUGUAGAAUUUCUGAAAAUAAAAUACAUCAAUGUACGUCUUUCUUGGCAUUA
Molecule: messenger RNA, 1407 nt
Organism: Sesamum indicum (sesame)
Lineage: Eukaryota; Viridiplantae; Streptophyta; Magnoliopsida; Lamiales; Pedaliaceae
Product: exopolygalacturonase
Biological process (GO): carbohydrate metabolic process
Molecular function (GO): polygalacturonase activity
Source: RefSeq, a predicted model, not a curated record